AUGAUGAUCAAUGCUAAUUUGAUGUUGAUGGUGGUCUUUCUGUGGGCGGGAACAUUACCAGUGGCCAGUCCCUUCAUGUUAAAAAGACAAACACCAGCUGUAGAGUGUCCACAAGGUGUGAAUAUCACUAACUCUGAUGUUGUAACAGAAUCCAGAAAAUUUAAUGAAGAUUUCCGUUUUAACUGUUCAGUUGGCUUCACUCAGAAUGGUGGGAGGGGUUGUCUGAGGUGUGAUGAAAACGGUACCUGGAUAGAACUGAAAGCUUGUCAAGCUUUAGAGUGUCCACAAGGUGAGAUUAUCACUAACUCUGAUGUUGUAACAGAAUCCAGUCCAAUAAAUGAAGAUUUCCGUUUUGACUGUUCAGUUGGCUUCACUCAGAAUGGUGAGACGGGUAUGCUGAGGUGUGAUGAAAAUGGUACCUGGAUAGAACAGAAAGCUUGUCAAGCUGUAGUGUGUCCACAAGGUGUGAAUAUCACUAACUCUGAUGAUGUAACAGAAUCCAGAACAUUUAAUGAAGAUUUCCGUUUUGACUGUUUGGUUGGCUUCACUCAAAAUGGUGGGAGGGGUUGUCUGAGGUGUGAUGAAAAUGGUACCUGGAUAGAACUGAAAGCUUGUCAAGCUUUAGAGUGUCCACAAGGUGAGAUUAUCACUAACUCUGAUGUUGUAACAGAAUCCAGUCCAAUAAAUGAAGAUUUCAGUUUUGACUGUUCAGUUGGCUUCACUCAGAAUGGUGAGACGGGUAUGCUGAGGUGUGAUGAAAAUGGUACCUGGAUAGAACAGAAAGCUUGUCAAGCUGUAGAGUGUCCACAAGGUGACAUUAUCACUAACUCUGAUGUUGUAACAGAAUCCAGAAAAUUUAAUGAAGAUUUCCGUUUUGACUGUUCAGUUGGCUUCACUCAGAAUGGUGUGACGGGUAGUCUGAGGUGUGAUGAAAAUGGUACCUGGAUAGAACAGAAAGCUUGUCAAGCUGUAGAAUGUCCACAAGGUGAGAAUAUCACUCUCUCUGAUGAUGUAACAGAAUCCAGUACUGUUGGAGGACUUUUUAAGUUUAGGUGCUUAGCUGGCUUCGUUGAAACUGGUACUCUGGGGUGUGAGGAAAAUGGUACUUGGACCGAACAGAAAGCUUGUCAAGUGGUACUUAAUGUAGUAGUGAAAGGCAAUAAACUGAAAGAACUAUCUGGAACGAAUUGUACAAAAGAAUGUGCCGAAGAACCCAUGUGUGGCUAUGGUCAAACAAUCGAUUGUGGAUGCAAGUUAUAUAGAAAACCAGUUAUCUACUUCUAUAAACACAUUCCAAAUCUUCCGAAAUGCAUCCAAAAAUGUAAUGAAGAACCAAGAUGUUUGACAAUGCACUAUAUUUAUCCCUUAAAAGUUUGCUUUUUAUACAAUACUGACCUCACCACAAUAAAUAAUACAGAUGGAUUGGAGGUAGUUAACGAUAAAUCAGGUGCCGUUAUAGAGAAAUCUGGUUUUGAUUUCGUUAAUACACCAUAA
This is a messenger RNA of Lottia gigantea (owl limpet), 1494 nucleotides long. RefSeq lists its product as hypothetical. The transcript is spliced from 8 exons. NCBI's taxonomy places the organism in Eukaryota, Metazoa, Mollusca, Gastropoda, Lottiidae. The coding region runs from base 1 to 1494 and encodes 497 amino acids. The record is from RefSeq and is a predicted model, not a curated record.